Scleropages formosus (Asian bonytongue) is the source of this 503-nucleotide messenger RNA. It is a transcript of the gene ss18l2, whose product is annotated as ss18, like 2. Bases 138 to 464 code for a protein of 108 amino acids. NCBI's taxonomy places the organism in Eukaryota, Metazoa, Chordata, Actinopteri, Osteoglossiformes, Osteoglossidae. The transcript has 4 exons. The record is from RefSeq and is a predicted model, not a curated record.
GGAGGUUUGACCUUCCCGCCACGCCGUAGGAAAUAAAAACAGCGGUCGAAUCUGAUUGCGUCACAGUGACGUUUACCGGAAGCGGAAUGAGAGUGUAAGUAAACAGGGCAGCAGUGCGGAUCAGAGAUGCGGGAGCGAUGUCUGUUGUGUUCGUGCCGAAGAAACAGCGCGGAAAGGCGCAGAUUAAUCAGGAGGUGAUCCAGAGGCUACUGGAUGAGAAUGACCAGCUGGUGAGGUGUAUAACAGAGUACCUGCAGAAGGGCAGAGCCACCGAGUGCGUUCAAUAUCAGCAGAUAUUGCAUCGUAACAUCGUGUAUUUAGGAACCAUUGCUGACGCCAGCCCAGAUGUGGCUCCAGCUGUGGCUGCAUCAUGCGACAGUGGAGGUGGAGCAACAAUGACCCUGCCGGGACCACACGGAGACCCAAAGCACAGGGGUCCUUCAAACCCCCCUACUCGGCCGUGAGCUUAAAGCACAAAGCGGUCAGAUUAACUGUAAUAUUAA